AUGUACCGAGUGUCCACUGAAUACAAGUUGCAAUGCCAAAUCGACGAAUUGAUGGUGCAAUUGACUAAGAAAACAUCCGAACUAGACCGUUUGGAAGAAGAAAAUAAAAUAUUGCGAAAGGAUAACUCGAACUGGGAGACAUUUGCAAAGCUGCUGAGUGUGACAUCGCAAAAAAACGACGAAAAAAAUGCGGAACUUAAAAGAACCAUCACAACAUUGGAAUCCGACAACAGAGCUCUUCGCCACCGGUCGAGAAAAGUAAAAGAGGUUGAGAAAAAACUAUCGGAAGCCAAUUCACAAUGUAAAAAGCUGCAAAGUGAUUAUGACAAAGCAAAAGAAGCUUACGAAUACUACCAGGGUAAAUGUGGAACAAUGAAAGUGCAUUUGGAUUACCUCAGAGAAAAAUUAGUAUUCGCUCAAGAAGAAUCGGUCAGGUUUAGAACACUGUUAAAUGAAGUCGUUGAAAAAGUGACUGGUUUCGCCACAAAGGUUUCAGUGGCUGAUACGGAGUUGGUGUCCAAACUAGGGGACAACAAUCAAGAGGAUCACGACGCGCGAACAUUUUUAAACAGUGUGAUUUAUCAAGCGGAGAAAUGGAUGAGUUGGAUUUCGGAUACUUUGGAGUUAUCUCAGUUUGAAAGUCUCAAUCAAUGUGAUCACCUGUGA
This is a messenger RNA of Caenorhabditis remanei, 666 nucleotides long. RefSeq lists its product as uncharacterized. The record is from RefSeq and is a predicted model, not a curated record. Bases 1 to 666 code for a protein of 221 amino acids. NCBI's taxonomy places the organism in Eukaryota, Metazoa, Nematoda, Chromadorea, Rhabditida, Rhabditidae. The transcript is spliced from 6 exons.